AUGCAGGACUGCAGAGAACCACAAACCUUCAGCCAAAGAAUGCGGGGAGGCCGCCAGGUGAUCCACCAGGCCCCCCCACAAGGAGGCCUGAGGGUUCACCAACAGGCCCCCUACCAACAACAAGAGGAGGCAAGCCCUCCCCUUUGGACGCCAACUUCGUGGGACCAAAUUGAAAGUCUGAGUUUGCGGCUGACAAGAGAGAAGGGUGUAAGGGGAAAGCAGCAAGAAAUAAUUGAGGCCCUCAAGGGCGAAAUUCGAGAACUGCAGCAUAAGGCGAAGCUAGAGAGAUGUGAAGGCUGUGAGAAAGUCUUUUUGCAGAUGAACAUGGGUGAUUACUCCAAUAAAACCAAAGAGGAGCUCAUCGGUGUGAUUUCUGCACAAAAUGACAUAAUCAUUGAAAAGGAGACACCGACAACCCUGAAGGAAGAGGACAUCCACAAAUUGACUAAAUGGGACCUCGCCCGUGCUAACCACAGGCUAGACCUUCAGAUGCAGGGCGUAAUGACUGUGCUGAAGGCACAGGAGGCCGCCAAUAAAGCCAUGGAGCAAGAAAUGGCAGAGCUAAAAAAGCACUACAUCGGUGAGACGACAGCAGCGCCUUUCAGUUUGGAGGAGAAGGUUGAUGAUGCACAAGACAUGGCUGGAGUGCAAGAACUUCAAGAUCAGGUCACAUCUCUGAAAAAUAAGCUUGAAGAUGAAAGACAGAGGGCCUCUACCCUCCAACAAGAACAGGAGGAAAUGAGUAUGUUUGAAGAGAAGAUCAGUAAGGACAGGGAGCAAGUUCAGAAGCUGAAUGCUGAGAAACUUUCUCUGGAAGAACAGGUGAAGAAACUGCAAGAAGAUGUAUACAGCAGAGCUAUGGAGGGAUCCAAAAAUACAGAGAAGAUCCAAGAGCUCAAUGACAUUGUAUCAUCUUUGAGCAACCAGCUGGAGGAGGCCAAGCACCAGCUUCUUGAAAAAAACAAACAAGAACUGCAGCUGGAUGAGAGAAUGGAGGAAGAAAGGGACAUCCUGAAGACCACAGUGGAUGAUCUGCUACCGGAGACAUCCAAACUUGAAGAUCAGGAGGAGACAAGCAAUGCCAUCUGCGAGGAUAUCAGAGAACCCUUCCCCGAACUGGACAGCACUUUGGUGGACAGUGAAGGAGAUGACUCCAAUACAGUCAAGGAGACACCUGGGAUGAUCUCAACAACACCUGAGGUCAUCACAGAAACACCUGAGAUGGAGGCCAUCUCUCUGUGGAGGAGGUUCAAAAAGAGUGUGACUCCCAAACAUCGCCGCCAAUACAAGAGGCAGAGGCAGAGGCAGGACUGA
Xyrichtys novacula (pearly razorfish) is the source of this 1314-nucleotide messenger RNA. Lineage: Eukaryota; Metazoa; Chordata; Actinopteri; Labriformes; Labridae. The record is from the annotation of a GenBank genome assembly.